AUGCCACCAAAAUAUCAAGGUCGUAAAACUUUCCACAAGGUACCCAGUUUACCGAGCGAUGAUGACUCUAGGAACAGCCCGGAACAAGAGGGGGAUGAUAUCGUUCAAAUCUUUGCCGCUUUUCACAAUCGUAUGGAGAGGAAGGCUAAAGACAUGCAAAGAAGACUCUCAUCAGAUUGUGAAACCGUGAUACAACAUAUAACUGAAAUGGCUCAUGAACUCGUCUUUCGGCAAAAGCAAGAACUGGAAGCCAAAGUUAAAGGAUACAAGCGCAAACAAGAAGAAUUAGAAGAGGAAAACCUCGCGGUUAUAAAGAAAUUGCGAUCCGAGGAAGCCAAAUACUUGAGAUUACACGAUUCGAUAAUCAGCGAACUCGAUAAGGUCGAGAUGGCGCAAAUGAAAACAAUUCAGGCGUUUGAAAAGAAAUAUUCGUCAUUUAUCGAUGAUUCAAAUGAUCAACUACAAAGUCCGAUAGUCGGAAAAAGUACCUUGGAAAACCCGUUUGUCGACAAAAUGAGGCAGGUGUCGUUUUUAAAAUUUGUCAGAUGUCCUGAAAAAAAUGUUCAUUCAUAG
Acaulospora morrowiae is the source of this 573-nucleotide messenger RNA. Lineage: Eukaryota; Fungi; Glomeromycota; Glomeromycetes; Diversisporales; Acaulosporaceae. The record is from the annotation of a GenBank genome assembly.